CUGGGGAAGCAAUAAAAAACAAGUGUUGACAAGUGUUGUGUUGAGCUCUCAGGUCACAUAAAAGCAUUUGUUGUGUAUACAGUGAAAUACUUGGUGCCAUAAAAAAGUCAUCUUGUUAAAUCCAUAAACAUCCUGUAAAAAAUGUCUAAUGUUCUUAACGCAUUGGGAAAAUCGAAGAAAGUAGCCUUGACACCAGGCUGGGGUGAAGCUAUUUCUCGCAAGCAUCCCGAUAGACCUUUUUAUUUCAAGGCCGACGAACAAGGGGGCUCAUCCGAAUGGGCACCUCCUAUCGAGUCGGAGGACAAGUCUGCCCGCAAAAGUAAAAAGCGUAAAAUUCAGGACAGAGACAGCGAGGAAUUUUCAGAUGCCAGUCCUGGAGUGGCAGGAGAUAUUUUAAAGAAUAUCAUCGAGAAGCGGCCGAAAUUGAAAGUUAAAAAUGUAUCUGUUCUUACGUCCUCCACACCCAACAAUGAUACCCCUGCCAUGCGCCUUUAUCGAGAAAAAUUGGCUCUGCGAAAGGCUGAAGCUGAAAGCAAAAAAAGUGGCUCCAAGUCAGUCGGUCAAAAGAAAAAAGAUACACCUACCGUAUCAGAAAAAACGACGGAAAACUCUGAGCCUUUGACUCCAUCACGCAGAACUCGACGCAGCAGCUCUGUUGCUUCCUCCAGCACAUCAGCUUCAGACUGCAGUGCUGUUUCAAGUACAACCAGUAUAGGCACCAAAAUAACAAAGGCUGCCACUUCUGCAUGCAGAGUUGAUUCUCCCAAAAGUGGUUCUAACACUGUAAAAGCAGAUAAGACAGUUGGAAGAAUUCCAAAAGUCAUUGUAUCUAGAGUCGAGGAAUCAAAAACUAAUCAUUCAAAUAACAACUCUAAAAGUGCCAAUGACAAAGGUUCAGAUAAUGAUGUGAGCCCAAAUACUUCAAUAAAAAUAACGAGAAAGAAUUUAGCCAACGAGAGGUUGGCUAAGUUAAGAAAGAGCUUAACCACCCCAAACAAUAAAAGUCCUGGAGCAAGCCGUGUUAAUAGUAGCAGUGAUGAUGUUGACAAUUCAUCAAGUAGAAGUAAGUUGGAUUAUUCAACCCCAUUUUCACCUAAGGAUGCUCAUACCAGGUUGUUCCAUUUAGAAAAUCAGAUCGAAGCUAAUUGCGGAUUAAUAUUGACUAAUGUUGAACAACAAAGAAACGAAGAAUAUGAUUUAAGCAAUCAAAGAAUUUUGGAAAAAAUAAGUAGUAGCACAAGUGUAUAUUGUGAAGAAAUGGAGUGGGAGGCGGUUGGAGAUGAAAAGAUUAUGUCUGAAGUUUACUCUGCUAGGGUCAGACUUUGUGAAGAGCCCUCGGAAACACUAAGUGAGCUUUCGUGCAAUGUCUUACAAGCACCAAAUAUUCCUGGAGAAACGAAUGCCUUUUAUAUAGUUAUUGACACAAAUGUUUAUCUAUCAAACUUGACAUUAAUCGAAGAAGUUAGAGAUUUCAACUCUAAUAUAUUUGGUAGACCCUUUAUAGUUGUACCAUGGACAGUAUUACAAGAGUUAGAUUUUAUAAAGGAUGACAAAAAUAACACAAGAUCUGAAGCCUUAAAAUAUAAAGCUAGAAAAGCUGUUGAUUUUUUAAAUCGUUAUUUUACCGCCAAACAUCCUCGUUUUUUGGGACAAACGCCGAGAGAUGUUAAAGAGAACAAAAAAAAAUUUGCUACUGAUUGUCCUGAUGAUGAGAUAUUACAAACUUGCUUACAAAUCAAAGAAUCAGCAAAAACACCAGUACUGUUAUCAUACGAUAAAAAUCUUUGUACAAAAGCUAUGAUUCAUGAUAUUACAAUACUAGGACGAAACGAUCCUCUGGAAAAAAUGUAUUUUUUGAAAGCUGCAGAAACUACACACUUUUUAUCAAACAGUUUGCAUGGUCAAAUCGAAGAACCUCAAGGAGAUAGUUCAAUUUUACAACAGGAGUUACUCAAGGCAGAUGAUAUAAUAGAAGAGGGAAAAGCGAUUCUUAAAACUGUCCUUUCACAGGUAGUUGCAAAAGAAAUGAAAAAUCUGUUUGGAGAUAGAUGGGAAAAGCAUGCCAUAAUACAUCCACCAUGGUCAGUUCAUAGCGUUUUAAAAUGUGCAUUGAAACAUUGGAUGGCUGCUGUAAGUGAAUCUUUCUACACUAGAAAGACUGAAAAAGUACUUCAGGAUCUGCAAAUAUAUUUGAAAAAUUUAUCUGAAGAUGGCAGAAAGUUGAAAGAGGUUAAAACUUUUUUAUAUAAAUCCAAGGAAGUAAUUCAAACUUUACAAAUCACAAAAUAUGCUACUUUUAAAGAGAAUAUGUUGUUAAAAAUAAAUAAUUUAAUGCAGAAAUGUUUGGAAUCAAUGGAUGAAGUGAAAGGCGUGCGAUUUCUCGAUUCUGUUGGAUUACCAGAUGAAAGUGAGGAGGAACAAAAGGCAACACUUGCAUUCAAAGUAUUAGAGGAUGUUUAUGCCUUUGCAAGAGAUACAUGUGGUAUUGCUGCUGAUAUUUUAGGACUGCAGUGUGCAUUUGCGUACAAUAAAUUCAAUCCAUUACUCACGCCGAAACUCGCUCUUCGAGAACAUCAAAACGUUGGAAUCAGUGUGAAUAAGCUGUUGCAAAUUUUAAGAGUGUCUCUGUCAACUAAUUAUGAAAAUAUUUGUCCAGAUGAUAAAAUCAUUCUUUCUUUGCACGAAGUUCUAGUCAAUUUCUCCACCAUUUUGAAUGAUUUUGAUGAACUGUCAAAAUUAACACCUUUGGAUUUAUUUUGCUGCAUCAAGUUAAAUAAGUCCAAACUCGAGAAAGGCUACGAGCAGUUGCAAGAAUUGGCCAUACAUUUCUGUCGUAUGGCUAAUUUUCAAUGCAAUAACAGUGUGAGCUGAAAUUUUUCUUAACAAAACUGAAUU
Messenger RNA from Copidosoma floridanum, 2895 nucleotides. RefSeq names its product Swt1 RNA endoribonuclease (gene Swt1). The record is from RefSeq and is a predicted model, not a curated record. NCBI's taxonomy places the organism in Eukaryota, Metazoa, Arthropoda, Insecta, Hymenoptera, Encyrtidae. Gene Ontology annotation, cellular component: nucleus.